AUGCUCCCUGCCAAAGGUCAUUGCAUUAGUGGCGAUGUUGGUUGCUUUCUCUCCCCUCUCCCCCUCUCCCCCUCUUCCCACCUUCCCUCUUCCCCUCUUCCCAUCUCCCCCUCUUCCCAUCUCCCCCUCUUCCCAUCUCCCCCUCUUCCCAUCUCCCCCUCUUCCCAUCUCCCCAUCUUCCCAUCUCCCCCUCUUCCCAUCUCCCCCUCUUCCCAUCUCCCCCUCUUCCCAUCUCCCCCUCUUCCCAUCUCCCCCUCUUCCCAUCUCCCCCUCUUCCCAUCUCCCCCUCUUCCCAUCUCCCCCUCUUCCCAUCUCCCCCUUUUCCCAUCUCCCCCUUUUCCCAUCUCCCCCUCUUCUCAUCUCCCCCUCUUCCCAUCUCCCCCUCUUCCCAUCUCCCCCUCUUCCCAUCUCCCCCUCUUCCCAUCUCCCCCUCUUCCCAUCUCCCCCUCUUCCCAUCUCCCCCUCUUCCCAUCUCCCCCUCUUCCCAUCUUCCCCUCUUCCCAUCUUCCCCUCUUCCCAUCUCCCCCUCUUCCCAUCUCCCCCUCUUCCCAUCUCCUGUCUCCCUCCAUCCAUCCAACAGACACCUGUGAAGCCAUAAAUUGUGGACCAUUGGAAGAAUGUGCAAUGGUAGGAGGAUUUUGCAAGCCGCCGUGCUCAAUACGAGUGUGUGGUCUCAACGAGGAGUGUGUGGAGAGGCAAGACACGAACAUGCGCAGUCACACAAUCAGUGGAGUCCUUAAUAGGUACGUACAAUUGAAGUCACAUGUGCAUCUGCUGGUUGAACUGUCUCUUGUGUUUUGCGUAUGUGAACGCCGAUUACACCCCUACUCACCCCUGUCCUCUCUCACCCCUGUCCUCUCUCACCCCUGUCCUCUCUCACCCCUGUCCUCUCUCACCCCUGUCCUCUCUCACCCCUGUCCUCUCUCACCCCUGUCCUCUCUCACCCCUGUCCUCUCUCACCCCUGUCCUCUCUCACCCCUGUCCUCUCUCACCCCUGUCCUCUCUCACCCCUGUCCUCUCUCACCCCUGUCCUCUCUCACCCCUGUCCUCUCUCACCCCUGUCCUCUCUCACCCCUGUCCUCUCUCACCCCUGUCCUCUCUCACCACUGUCCUCUCUCACCCCUGUCCUCUCUCACCCCUGUCCUCUCUCACCCCUGUCCUCUCUCACCCCUGUCCUCUCUCACCCCUGUCCUCUCUCACCCCUGUCCUCUCUCACCCCUGUCCUCUCUCACCCUGUCCUCUCUCACCCCUGUUCUCUAUCUUUGUAUCUAG
This is a messenger RNA of Closterium sp. NIES-65, 1272 nucleotides long. Lineage: Eukaryota; Viridiplantae; Streptophyta; Zygnematophyceae; Desmidiales; Closteriaceae. The record is from the annotation of a GenBank genome assembly.